AUGGCAGAGCCCGCAUCAGCCUUCCUGGCCUUGAUCGUCGCCGGUUUAAAAUCCUGGCAAAAGAUCGACCACUUGGUGAAAUCUGUCAAGGAUGCUCCGAGAAAACUGGAGCAGUGGCAGAGACUCGGGGUGGUGUUACAAGCAUCUGCGGACAUCAUCGAGACGAGGAUCAAAGACGGACGAGAUAACUUGACAGAACCCGAAGAGAAGCUUUGCAGGGCCACGGGACAGUUCGCAAAAGAUUUCCGGAAGGAUCUUGAUGAACUAGAGAGAAAGAUACCGACUACCAAAGCGAAAGGUGGUAGCAAAUAUUGGCUAUCGCUAAAGACAUGGCUACACGAGGAUGAGGAGCUAUUUACUCGUCUGAGUCGUAACGCUGAGAUAUUUCAGCUGAGCACAUCGGCACUAUCCUUAGUUUGUCCUCCACCCCCAGCUGCCGCUGGCCAGCGGAUCACCGAGGUCCGUCGGUUCAUCGACCAUAUCACCGUCGAGAAGCUAGAUCAACUGAACUAUGGAGAGAACCCGGACCUGAUCCGAGUGACGGAGGCUCUCUACGAGGUUGCUGAGGUCGCUGCUCAACGUGGGCUUCCCGAUCUUUCACUAGACACCUCGGCAAGCAUGAUUAUUGUACCGAAUACAUCGAGCGCACCGACCGAAGAGACGGUACCACGACGAGCAUCAAAUAUUAGCGCGUGGGAACUACAAGACAGAUUCGAAGCUGCCUUGUCUCGCGCAAAACAAAUGUAUGAGGCUGGGUACCCCAUCUUUGCUAAGAAAGCAUAUGACAAGGCUAUGGAAGACAGAAAGGAGAUGCAGUCCCAAGGGAUAGACACUAUUGGCGUUACUGAAUGGAUCAAUAUGGAGAUAGUCCACGUCCGGAUCAUCAAAGCGUGCGUGCCACAUGAUGAGUCUCACGAAGCGCUGGCAAACGAUCGGCUACAAAGUCUCAAGUCCAGUCUCCGUGAAAUUCGUAGCCCAACCAUCAAUCCUGAGCUUUGCGAUCAGCAGGAGAGGGUUGGGAUUCUGUGCGCCGACAUGGAUGAUUUUGGAGGAGCUGAGGAGUUUCUUAGAUUGCCUCUUGAUGCAUAUUUGACAGAGUAUCAAGCGUAUACACACAAGAUACAGUGGAUAUCGGCGCUGCUCUGUGAGCAAUACGACCGUUGGGUGCAACCAGACAGCCGGUUUGCCUUUGAGAAGACUAUGUUCAGAACGCUGCAUUACAACCCAGCAUCGAGUCGCAAGGCAAUGGCCGCUACCAUUGAAUGGUGCCGUCAUCAUAAACACGAAGUCUCGACAGUUGAAGGACGACUUCAUAUCCCCGAGGAGAACUACGGCGGCGAUACACCACUCCAUGAUGCUGCCGGGGAUGCUUCUGUCAAGCUGGAGGUUAUGCAUCAUUUGGUAUCCUUGGGACAUGGGCCAAAACUAGACGCAAACGGAGACACACCCCUGUUCAAAGCCGUACGGUACUCAAACAAUGUCGCGCUCGGGGUUCUUCUACGGAUCAACGGAUCAGUUCAUAUUCGCAACAGCAAGAAGGAGACACCACUACACCUCUGUGACAAUGAAGAGACACUGAGUCUGUUACUCAAAGAGAUAAAGAAACCCGUGCAUGGGCCGCCCAAUUAUGCCACUCACCAACAAGACUUCAGCCUAGUUGACAUCGACUCGGAGGAUAGAUACGGAGAAACAGCACUCCACAGAGCUUGCAAGAUAGGAAGUGCUAGGAUGGUCGAACUCUUGGUAUCAGAAGGCGCAAAGGUCAAUGGAGUUUCAAAAUCCAACCGCACACCGUUGAUGAUCAACUGCUUAGUUAGUGAACUCAAUGGGGGAACGAGGCUGAGUAGAAAAAGACGACAGAUUCUCGAAAUACUGAUCAACCACAAGGCAGACACAACGCACAAUGAUGAAAGAAACAACGCAGUCCGCAAAAGUCUCAAGAAGAGAGGCUACAAAACAGUUGAAAUUGAUGAGAUGCUCUCACCGGACCCGACACAGAGAUUGGCAUGGGGUUUGACACAAGCAAGGAGUUUAGAAUCGCCAGGGAGUGGACCUGAAAGACCAUCUCUCGCAACGGAAAGUGUUGUUUCUUACAACCGACCUAUAGAAAUGACAGCGGAUACCCUACCAAGACCGGCCGAACUAGCUACAGCAGCUGAUGUGCCUCGAUAUAUGCAGCCAGCUUCUGGCUACGACGUGUUUAUGCAACCACAGUCGUAUAAUCCGCAGCUGGCUGAGUUGCCUGGGUCUACACCAGCAGUUGAUUUUGAAGGGGACAUAGCGCCUGCGACAGAGGUGCAUCAUGAGCGGAGGCUCUCACGUAGCAGUGGAUUGAGAAGCAUGGGGAGAAAGCUGAGAGUCCGAAGAGGUUAG
This is a messenger RNA of Fusarium sp. VM40, 2373 nucleotides long. Lineage: Eukaryota; Fungi; Ascomycota; Sordariomycetes; Hypocreales; Nectriaceae. The record is from the annotation of a GenBank genome assembly.